Molecule: messenger RNA, 6967 nt
Organism: Hypomesus transpacificus
Lineage: Eukaryota; Metazoa; Chordata; Actinopteri; Osmeriformes; Osmeridae
Product: piggyBac transposable element-derived protein 4-like
Exons: 6
Coding region: 1593-3806 (737 amino acids)
Source: RefSeq, a predicted model, not a curated record
AUUAGAUACAGUCCAGGAACAGGAUACUUCUGUGGUCAGGGGAGAGUCUUAUUCUGUUAGAUGAUCUUAGUGCAUUAGUUGGCACUCUGUCAUCAUAGUGUAGGUGAGUUUUAUAGAAACCGGGACAGAGAGAUGGGUAUACAAUCAUAACAGCUUUAAGCUUAGGAUGUUUAGUUUAGUCAUAUCUUUUGUGAAACUUCAUCAGGAACAAUGUGGGUGUAGUAUAUACAUCACCAAUCCCCACAUUCCUCUGCCACUCGCCAGUUGUUCUCCAUGCAAUGGCAGUGGACUCUGGGAGGUGUUAACUCAAAGCCAACAAACAUCGUUAAUGUCAUCAAUAACCCCUGGUUAUAUCAACCUAAACCACCUAUGCAUUUUGUUCCCAAUUGCUUUAGUUUCACAUUUCAAAUGACAAUAUUGCUGUUGCAUCCACCUCAUGUGUCCCCGUUUCACUCACCCCCCUUCUUCCCAGUUGGAACACAACCAGGAAGGGAUUGUUGUUAUUCGGCGGUUGAGUUUCAAUUUCUGAUCCCUUUCUUGGGAGCAGGUUUUGAGUGACUGUUCGCCGUUGUCCAGGGUGGUUUGAUAACUUCGGGCCCUGGAUUUGGUCCUUGGCCUUAAGCAUAACCUUGACUUCUGAGGCACGAGCGGGAUGCUCUCAACCUCAGUCUCAGACCCAGUUCGAGGGCUGAGAGUUAACAAACGUCAUUCGUGUGCUUUGCCUUUAGGACAGCACUGUCCUGUACUGUAUCAGGGAAAUCAGAGUCAAUAGGUGUUAUAGGUGUGACCAAGUCUGAUGUGGGAUUUAUAACGGUGAUUCCAGAUGGACCACAUGGUUAACCCAUCAAACUGUGUUAUGGUCAUCGUUGCUCGUGACCCUGUGUUCAGGCAGUGUUUCUACACGGGGGUGUUGACUUUUCCCCCGGUCGCCUUUACUGGAGACUCGGCCACCAGGCUGGAUACUGGUUGGUUUCUCCGAUGCUCGUUCUCUCCUCCUUCUCCUUACUCGUAUUCCUACAAAACAUCUUCAACAAAAACUUCACCAUAGUCUAAGAGUUAGACUAUCAAAAUUAUAGAUGUACUACUUAGGGUGUGCUUUGCUUGUCUAUCGAAUAAAUUAUCGAUUUAACCCUCUCGAGUCGGUGAUCGCGCCGGCGCGAUCAGAGCGCAGGUCGGCUUUAGGACCGCGCAGCAUGAAAACCAAGCGGCGCAGAGGGCUGCCGUUGAUUUCAUGCGGAAGUGCAGACUCGAAUCUACGUUUGAGUCUUUGAAUCAUGUAAAUACAUCAAGUAAAACUGAAGUUAUGAUGAUUUCAAUUUCAUGAAAAAAGUGCGUCAAAAUAUUCGCUCUUUUAUGAGUGCGUUGCAUUUAUUAGAAUAUCUUUGCCGUCUUUUGUCCUAAAAUAAAACGGUAAAAAACGUUUGAAUCUGCUGACUUUGUUCUACAUGAUGCACAUGAGUACAUAUACAUUCAGCGAGAGGACAAUUCUCCAUUGCGAAUGAACGAACGAGAGGAAUCAGUCAUAGUUUUGAGAAGUUUUAGAGAGUUGUAGUAUUUCAGUAGUUUAUUAUCAUUAUUAUAGUUCAAGCAAAAUGAGGCGCACACUUCGUGUCGGUCAAGCCAUCGAUUUGUUGUUUCAAAGCGACGAAGAAAAUGUGGAAAGUUCGUCGUCGGAGAGUGGCGGCGAUGAGUUUGAGGACCCAGAUUUUGUUGUCGAAAACACAAGUGAAGACGAACAGGCUGGGCCAUCUUCAACCCCUGCCCCUACCCCCACAACAAGCCGACGGAGGUCUUCACCGAGGCUGCGUGUGGAAAACUUGAGUGAAGACGAACAGGCUGGGCCAUCCCCCACCCCCACCCCUACCCCUACCCCCACAACAAGCCGACGGAGGUCUUCACCGAGGCUGCGUGUGGAAAACUUGAGUGAAGACGAACAGGCUGGGCCAUCCCCCACCCCCACCCCUACCCCUACCCCCACAACAAGCCGACGGAGGUUAUCAAAGAGGGUGCGUGUGGAAAACUUGAGUGAAGACGAACAGGCUGGGACAUCUACAACCCCUGCCCCUACCCCCACAACAAGCCGACGGAGGUUAUCAAAGAGCGUGCGUGUGGAAAACUUGAGUGAAGACGAACAGGCUGGGCCAUCUACAACCCCUGCCCCUACCCCCACAACAAGCCGAGGGAGGUCAUCACAGAGGGGGCGUGGACAGACCAAGUCAAGAUCUCCAGCCCAGUCAGCAGCCCAGUCAGCAGCUCAGCCACAACAAAGCUCUGAGCCAUGGAGAACUGAAAGUGAUCCUGACACUGCCCCACAAGUCAGCAGGUUCAUGCCCCGCAGAACACCAGGACCCCAGGUGGAUUUUCACUCAACGUACACACCUAAGGACCUUUUCCUGUUCUACUUCGCCGCAGACACUUUGAGGACACUGUGCAGGAAUACAAACAAGCAGGCAACCAUCAAUCAGCGAAAGGGGAGCAAAUACCAGUGGACUGAUAUUGAUGUUGAGGAACUGCACAAAUUUCUGGGUCUCCUCAUGUACACAUCCUUGGUGACUCUGCCAAGUAUCCAAGACUACUGGAAACAAAACCACAUCCUGUCUGUGCCUUUUCCAGCUACUGUCAUGCCAAGAGACAGAUUCCGGACAAUAUCCUGGAACAUCCACCUCAGUGAUCCAGAGGAGGAUGUCAAAAAUGACCAGCUAAAGGGAACACAACAGCAUGACAAACUGUACAGGGUCAGACCUCUCAUGGAUGAAAUUCGGACUGCCUGCAAGGCUUAUUACCAUCCCAAAAAGGAACUGUCAGUGGAUGAGAGGAUGGUGGCUACAAAAGCAAAAACAGGCAUGACUCAGUACAUGAAGGACAAGCCAACCAAAUGGGGCAUCAAACUGUUUGUGUUGGCAGAGUCAAAAAAUGGCUAUACUCUGGACUUCAAUGUGUAUGUUGGGAAAGCACACACACCCAGCGUACAUGGUCUGUCAUAUGAUGCUGUGAUGGACCUCAUACAUCCAUCACAUCUGGGCACAGGUUAUCACAUUUACAUGGACAACUUUUAUACCAGCCCAAAACUGUUCCUGUCAUUGGCUGGCAUGAAGUUUGGAGCCUGUGGAACCUACAGGAGCAACAGAAAAGGCUGUCCUACUGAUAGACAAAAUGCCCUCACCAACAAAUCUCAGAGGGGGAGUGUCAGAUGGAUCAGAGAAGAUCCCUUGGUCUUUGUAAAGUGGAUGGAUACACGGGAGGUGUCGAUGUGCUCCACAAUCCAUCCAGCGUUUUCUGGCGAGGCUGUCAAGAGGAAGGUGAAGGAAGGAGGACACUGGUCGGUAAAAGACAUUCCCUGCCCUACACCCAUCAUCGCUUACAACCAGCACAUGGGAGGGGUUGACCUGUCAGACCAGCUUUUACAGUACUACUCCACCCACCGCAGAAAUUCUCGCUGGUACCGUACACUGUUUUUACACUUUGUGGACAUGGCAACAACCAAUGCAUAUAUACUGCACUGUGAAAUCAGUGCAGCACAACAGGUCACACCCUUGACACACAAGCUCUUCCUGGCAGAACUUGUGGCCCAGCUGUGUGGAGUGAACCCAGCAGGUGUUCCCAUUCAAAGGAGCAACGAUCAUGUUCCUGUUGCCAUUUCCUUGCCUACAGAGGCCAAAGCCAAAGCUACACAAGGCCGCAGGAAUUGCCAACAGUGCCAUCAAGUGGACAACAAGAGGAUGCUCACUCCAUGGAAAUGCAAGGCCUGUGAUGUGCCCCUCUGUGUCAUUUUGGACAGGAACUGUUUUGAGGAGUGGCACAAAUAGGGUUAGGGAUGGAAUACAAGAAAAACGCAUAUGGCUAUACCUGCUUUUUAUUGUAAAUAGUUGUUUAUUGCUUGUAUAUAUCACAAUAGUACUUUUAUAUGUUCAUAUUUACACCUUAUGGUUCAAUUUGAACCUUUCCAAAUGCUUGGUUGAGCAUGUGUGUGUGUUUUACAGUAAAGAAACCAUCAUUUUUCUAAACGGACUUUGUGUUUCUUGUGUGUGUUUGGGUUCAGUAUGUUGAAACAGUAUGUCAAAGUAAAAAACUGAAAUACAGAUCUUAUAGGUGAGGUUGUGCUGAAAAAAAAGAUACCCAUCAUUUGUAUGGUAAACAUUUCUGUAUGUAGUAUAUCAAGGCAAACAUGAAGGUACCCAAAAACGGCCAAAAUAACCCCAGACUCCAAAGAGUUAAAAUUGCCUCUGUUUCUGAGACCAUAGUCAAAAUGUUCUAUCAUUAACUUCCCCCUUCGCAUAGUUGAUCUAUGCGAUUCCUAAGGGACAGAAAAUAUGUUAGUUGGUGACAACCUAAAUUCUUCGUAUUCCUUCACAUAUUAUAUAAUAUUUUGACUCUUCUUUUUAUCUCCUGCUUCUAAGCAGAGUUUGGGGAUAUUUCGUUAACCUUUAAUAACUGUACCUGUUUUAGCCCAGUCCACCACAGCAAAUCACUCAAACCACUGGGUUCCUGAAACAAGAUCCGCCUACUGACAGAGUUAGUUCAGUCCUUUCAAUGGCUAAGUUUCAAAUUGGUACUUAUUUCACAAUCAUGGGUUACCCAUGCGGCAAGAAAAAUAGUGCUUUGAUGAUUUUACAGUGGUGGAUGCAGGCAUUUCACUUAUUUAGAGCAUAACCAAUCAAAGAUGUAUUUUAUUGUUAUGCAAGUAUUUUUCCAUCAUUCAACAAAACCUUCUUGUGUUGUGUGUGUCUCUACCUGGUGUCACAUAAUCAUGUAUGAUGUGCCGCCUCAGAUAUGUUAGAGCUCUUAGACAGCAUGGUGGGGCUUGUGGCUGGACCCACACGUAACUUGCUCUAGGUGGCUGCCAACAGCCCUCCGUCACUGGAACUCUAACUGGGGUGUCAUUCUCUCUUCGGCCGGGGCAGGACUGCUUAAAAUGUCCUUUUCCUCCACAUCCCCAGCAAAGCCGUUCUUUUUUACCUUGUUGCAGGGUGGGGUGUCCUCGGGACAGCACGGCCUCUGUCAUUGCCCUUUGACCUCCAUUCCCCCAUUGGUAAGGGGGCGGACGAUCUGCCUGGCCAGUUGUUGGAUUGCAUGAGGCAGUAGGCAGAGGGACGGUCGGAGGAUGGUUUUUCUUUUUCCCAUUUUUUGCGAGCUCCUUUUCCAACGUCUCUCACGAGGUCCUUCAGUCCCUUUUCAGUCAGUAGAUACACCUUUGCGUCGACACACCCAUCUGGGAGCUUGUUGGGCUGCUCCUGGAGGGUCUCUCCAGUGGUCAUAGGACGCCUGCCAAAAGAGUCAAUUGAUGUACUUCCCACUCCCUGUACCUGAAGGCUCACUGCUGCAGACUGGAACUCAGCUUGGACAUCAGUGACGUCAUCAUGUGGUCUUGGGAUCCUGCCAGCCUUGGCACGCUGCUUGGCUUCUCCCAGCAGACAUCUUACGUAGAAGUAUGUUUCUAAAAGUUGUUCGUGGGUCAAAACAGUUUCCAGCAUUUCAUUACCUGCCCCUGUUGGAUUUGGCAUUGCCUCUGCCCCCCUCUCAACCAAAGUCCUUCUGGGUGGGACAGGGCUACUACUCAUCUGGAACACAUGGGGUGCUGUAGAGAGAGUCUGGUCAGGGUUUGCUCCUCCCUCAUUUCCCUCUCCCUCGUUUCAUUGCUCUCUCUGCCAUGGGUGGUAGUUUUUUAGGCACAGCAGCUCGGUGAUCUAAGCUCAAAUACAGAUAUAUCAUUUAACAAGUCAAAACAACCCUUGUCCUCUCUUUUUACCAACUAUAAUGAGAUAUGAAUCAGUUUGGAGAAACUCUCAAAACUAUACCCCUGUAUAAUAUGUAUGUGUUUGUGCAUAACAUUUUUGGCGCCGAAAAUGGCUGCCUGGGUAGGCUCUCCUGCCAAAGUAAAUUCCUUGUCUGUGCAAACUUUCAUGGCGAAUAAACACCAAUUCUGAUUCUGAUUAUGUGGCAGUGGUCUUGUUAAACGGGAAAACCCUUGCUCAGCCCCUCCCUUACAACGCACCUCUCGAGCCCUCAUCUGGAACAGUUGCGCAAUAGCCGCGAGUUCCCACAUUUCAGGCUCGAUUUCUCUGGUUUGCUUCAGGAUCAUGUGUGUUAUAUCAAUACUUCUCGUUUAUCUGACUCCAAUUCCUAUUUGUUAUAGCUUUUUUCAACGGAGACUUGGUCCUUUCCUGCCUGUCCCUCCGAGGCAGCUUUUGUAAACACAGCUGUCUCGAGAAGUGUAUGCAGUACGCAGGACCUUACUGUCUCAGCUUUAUAUUACCAGAACACAAUAUUUAUUAUCUAUAUUAUCUACAGAUAUCUAUCUACUGUUAGUUUGUCCAGCACGUCUUAAGAUAAAUCAUACGGGUCAUGAGUCCUAAUUUACUUUCGACUAAGAUACAGGCGUCCCUGCUCUCUGCUGUCACUUUGUUGUUAUUUAGUGAAAACUAGACAGGACAUAGAUAUUUUACAAAGUAUAAUUUGUUUCUGAGGUCUGUUGAAAAGGUUAGUCACGCAAAUGCUCGUCGAAUUUUUAACAUCUUUGGCUAACAUGAUUUUUUCCAACAGUCUUGUUUUGUAGUAUAACAACAACUCCAGUCAUUCCACACGUGUUGAUAUCAUUUGUUGACCAACCCGAUUGCCCGAACCCUUGACUAUUACCAGUUUCUAAACGUUAUGGUUACUCAGUUUACUCGAAUCUCUUUUACUGGGCCAUAAAUUGUUUUUUGCACCUUGGGGGCAACUCUAUCUCAUAGGAAUCGCCGGAUAUCCCCCUAGCUACCCCUUACCGGAUACGAUAGUUUUGAAAGCUUUAGCAAGAAAACAUUUACACUCAUUAUCCUUUCAUUCAGGGAGACAUACAGGUAUCCUAUUGUAACUCAACGUUUGUAACCGACUUCCUCCUCUUUCUCAGCCUUCUCACUUUAAUCAGUUCAAAAUUCGUAUCUAGGCAGUUGUCUGGUUUACAGGUUUUUUAAUUGCCUACCUUAGUCCA